AUGUGGGACCGAAGUGCCGAUUCAUGGAGCGGUGUGACGUGCAAGGACGGCCUUGUUGUGGGGCUCGAUUUGAGUGACGAGUCAAUCUCUGGCGGAAUCGACGGUUCGUCAAGUCUCUUCAAGCUUGAGUUCCUUCGAAGCUUGAACUUGGCUUUCAACAACUUCAACUACAUGGCAAUUCUAUUGAGCCUUGCGAAUCUUAGCCUCUUGGAAAAUCUCAACUUGUCCAAUGCUUGGUUCACUAGGCAGAUUCCUGCAGAGCUAUCUCGCCUAAGGAAGCUACGUACUCUUGAUCUGACUUACCUUUACUCUUUGAAACUUGAAAAGUCCUCUUUGAGGUCGUUGAUCGGGGAUUUGGGGGAGUUGAGGGAGUUGUACCUUGAUAUGGUCAAUGUGUCUGCUGAGGGAAGUGAGUGGUGCGACGCGUUGUCUUCUUCAGUUCCAAAACUUGAGGUGCUGAGCAUGUCUUAUUGUUCUUUUUCUGGUCCUAUUGACGCUUCUCUUAUGAGUCUUGCUAAUCUAUCGGUCAUUCGACUCAGAAGCAACAACUUGUCCACCACAGUUCCUAGUUUCUUAGCAAAUUUCUCCAGCUUGAAAAUGCUGCACCUAGGUGAUUGUGGCCUGCAGGGAGAAUUUCCUCAAAAAGUCUUCCAAGUACAAACACUUCAGAACCUUUACCUAUCAAGCAAUGAACUCCUUAAGGUAUUUUUGCUCGAUUUUUUGGAGGAUAGUUCUCUUGAGACUCUGGUCAUGUAUGGUACCAAUAUCUCAGGGAGGAUACCCGAUUCAAUCGGUAAUCUAAGAAAAUUGUUGUUGUUAGACCUGUAA
This is a messenger RNA of Eucalyptus grandis, 828 nucleotides long. Its product is annotated as receptor-like protein 7. The coding region runs from base 1 to 828 and encodes 275 amino acids. Lineage: Eukaryota; Viridiplantae; Streptophyta; Magnoliopsida; Myrtales; Myrtaceae. The record is from RefSeq and is a predicted model, not a curated record. Gene Ontology annotation, molecular function: protein binding. The transcript has a single exon.